CCCUUGUGCUAGUCUGAGGCCGUCGGCUUCCUCCGAAGCGCUUGGCAGGCCUUAAGCUACUAAAUGUUUCUUUUUUAAAAUUUUGUAUUUCCUACAGUCAACAGACAAAAAUAGAUAUUAUUGGAGGACAGAGGUAUCAUUGUGGAGUGGAAAGGUCGAGGGAUACCCUUCUGUCGGAUUUGCCUCGGCGCUGUGGCACAUUUGUUCAGUACUUUAGCUCCAGAAGCUAGCGGUUGACGAGAGUGGAAGCAUCGGCACGAGCUGAUUUGACUUUGCUCCCAUGGAUGGCAAGAGUAUGAGCAUCUAAUCAACACUUGGUAUCAUGGCUCCACUCUCGCCCUGACCUCUUGGUUCACCCAGGAUCCAAAAUGAGCAUAAGCAGUGAUGAGGUCAAUUUCCUUGUCUACAGAUACCUGCAGGAGUCAGGCUUCUCCCACUCAGCGUUCACCUUUGGCAUAGAGAGCCACAUCAGCCAGUCCAACAUCAACGGAGCUUUGGUGCCCCCUGCUGCCCUCAUCUCCAUCAUCCAGAAAGGCCUGCAGUAUGUGGAGGCUGAAGUCAGCAUCAAUGAGGACGGUACGCUGUUUGAUGGACGACCGAUCGAGUCGCUGUCUUUGAUUGAUGCAGUGAUGCCAGACGUGGUGCAAACGAGGCAGCAGGUGUAUAAGGAUAAGCUGGCUCAGCAGCAAAUUGCCGCUGCCUCCAGCACCACAGCGGCUGCCGCUGCCAAGAACGGAGAGAGCACGGCUAAUGGAGAAGAGAACGGAUCUCACACUCUGUCAAACCACCACUCAGACAUGAUGGAGGUGGACAGGGCGGUGGAGAUCCCAGCCAGUAAAGCCAUGGUGCUGCGGGGCCACGAGUCUGAGGUCUUCAUCUGUGCAUGGAACCCUGUCAGUGAUCUGCUGGCCUCUGGCUCUGGAGACUCAACCGCACGGAUCUGGAACCUGAGUGAGAGCAGCGCGGGAAGAUCCACUCAGCUGGUGCUGCGGCACUGCAUUCGGGAGGGGGGGCAGGAUGUACCCAGUAACAAAGACGUCACCUCACUGGACUGGAAUAGUGAAGGUACACUUCUCGCCACAGGAUCCUAUGAUGGCUUUGCCAGGAUAUGGACUAAAGAUGGUAAUCUUGCCAGUACACUGGGGCAGCACAAAGGUCCCAUAUUUGCUUUAAAGUGGAACAAGAAAGGAAAUUUUAUCCUCAGCGCUGGUGUUGAUAAGACCACCAUUAUUUGGGACGCACACACGGGAGAGGCCAAGCAACAAUUUCCAUUCCAUUCAGCUCCGGCUCUGGACGUGGACUGGCAGAGCAACACCACGUUUGCCUCCUGCAGCACAGACAUGUGCAUUCACGUGUGUAAACUGGGCCAGGACAGACCUGCCAAAACAUUCCAGGGCCACACAAAUGAAGUCAAUGCAAUCAAAUGGGAUCCAACGGGGAAUCUCUUGGCCUCCUGCUCUGAUGACAUGACGCUAAAGCUUUGGAGCAUGAAACAGGACACUUGUGUUCAUGACCUGCAAGCCCACAGUAAGGAGAUCUACACCAUCAAAUGGAGCCCAACUGGCCCUGGAACCAACAACCCCAAUGCCAACCUCAUGCUGGCCAGUGCGUCGUUCGAUUCAACGGUGCGUCUGUGGGACGCAGAGCAUGGUGCCUGCAUCCACACACUGACCAAACACCAGGAGCCCGUCUACAGCGUGGCAUUCAGUCCAGAUGGGCGGCACCUGGCCAGCGGUUCCUUUGACAAGUGUGUCCAUAUCUGGAAUACGCAGGUACUGUAGGCUAUUUAACAAACUAAUACUCGUUACAU
This is a messenger RNA of Sinocyclocheilus grahami, 1810 nucleotides long. RefSeq names its product TBL1X/Y related 1b (gene tbl1xr1b). Lineage: Eukaryota; Metazoa; Chordata; Actinopteri; Cypriniformes; Cyprinidae. Gene Ontology annotation, cellular component: histone deacetylase complex. The coding region runs from base 369 to 1781 and encodes 470 amino acids. Gene Ontology annotation, molecular function: protein binding; transcription corepressor activity. The record is from RefSeq and is a predicted model, not a curated record. The transcript is spliced from 14 exons. Gene Ontology annotation, biological process: regulation of transcription by RNA polymerase II.